AUGAAGAUCCCUUCCAUAUUGAUCUGCUUCGCUCUACUUCUUCGUCUCGCAGUUGGCGAGCUUCGGGUUGGGUUCUAUAGCUCAACUUGUGCCCAAGCUGAGUCCAUUGUGCAGCAAGUGGUGAGGAAGAAAUUCAGUAGUGAUAGUUCCAUAACGGCAGCUCUGCUUCGCAUGCACUUCCAUGACUGUUUUGUCAGGGGCUGCGAUGCGUCCAUACUGAUCAACUCCACUGGGAACAAACGAGCAGAAAAGGACGCACCACCGAAUCAGAGCGUUCGAGGAUUCCAUCUGAUUGAUGAGGUGAAGGAAAGCCUCGAAGCUGCAUGUCCAGAAACAGUAUCAUGCGCGGACAUCAUAACACUGGCCACCAGAGAUGCCGUGGCCUUGUCUGGAGGACCCAAGUACGAGGUCCCUACAGGAAGACGCGAUGGGCUUGUGUCAGCUGAUUUUGAGGAAGUGUUCGAGAAUUUGCCAGGACCGAAUUUGCCAGUUUCUGAAGCGUCCCAAAGGUUUGCUGCAAAGGGACUCACAGAGCAGGAAAUGGUGAUCCUUUUGGGUGCACACACAGUUGGGGUUGCCCACUGUGCUUUCUUCAGUGAUAGACUGUCAAACCCUCCCGAUCCAACAAUGGACCCAGCUUUACGUGCUAAGCUGGUCAGGACGUGUAACCUCACCGCGGGGAAAGAAGAUUCAUCUGUAUCCUUGGACGAAGGAUCGCAGUUCAUUUUUGAUAACCAGUUUUAUAAGCAGAUACUUGACAAAAGAGGCAUUCUGCGUCUUGACCAGCGAAUUGCACUGGACAAUUCUACGAGGGGUUUUGUCUCUGAUCUUGCGUUCAAUAGUGAUAAGUUUAACAAGAGCUUCGCGGAUGCUAUCAUAAAGAUGGGGAAAGUCGAAGUUCUGGUCGGAAGUGCUGGAGAAGUUCGGAAGAAUUGCAAGGCUUUCAAUCCACGCAAUUAGAAUGACUGAUAUUAAGAUGUGUUUCUAUAAUUUAUACAUAUCUAUGACUCCAUUUGUGUACGUUAUAUAUCGCGGUUGGUUGUUUUUCA
Molecule: messenger RNA, 1049 nt
Organism: Prosopis cineraria
Lineage: Eukaryota; Viridiplantae; Streptophyta; Magnoliopsida; Fabales; Fabaceae
Product: peroxidase 44-like
Exons: 2
Coding region: 1-960 (319 amino acids)
Biological process (GO): response to oxidative stress; hydrogen peroxide catabolic process
Cellular component (GO): plant-type cell wall; plasmodesma
Molecular function (GO): peroxidase activity; heme binding
Source: RefSeq, a predicted model, not a curated record